Molecule: messenger RNA, 673 nt
Organism: Bombina bombina (fire-bellied toad)
Lineage: Eukaryota; Metazoa; Chordata; Amphibia; Anura; Bombinatoridae
Source: RefSeq, a predicted model, not a curated record
UAGAAGAACAAGUGAGAACAAACGAUCGUCAUCAUGAAAUUGAUCAUUUUCUCGUUGAUGUUCUUAGUCAGUGCCUGUUCUGGUCAAGAUGUGAUUCCAACCAAAGACUGUUUAACCAAGGCUUUAAAGGAAGUACCUGAACUGCUGGUCAGCCUUAACGAUUUGUUAUGCAAAUAUUUUCAUGCAAAGGACAAUAAUGAGCUAUACAAUCAAGUUUAUAAAGAACUGAAAGAUUUGCUGGAGCAAGCUGGAUGUGCUCUUGUGAUUGGGGCAGAAGCUGGUACAGAAAUUGCUGAUCUUGCCAACAAUUUGAUUGAAGAUGUGAUAAGGAAACUUUUGGACAAUCUUCCAAUUACAGAAGAUUUAUUUAGACUAUUGUGCGAUGUGACAGAUGGCCUCACAAAGUGUAUAACAAACGCUAAUUUGCUUUCUACAGAUACGAGUGCUGUGAUAGCUCUUCUAAAAGAUCCUUCAAAUACUGUGGAUAAAAUUUUUGACCUUGUAGAUUCUUUGGGCAAGACAUUUGGCUGCACCCUGACUGAUCUAUUAAGUAAAGAUAAAUUGGAUCACCUUAAUUAACCCACGGGAGAAGAUAUUUUGCAAUCUUUGCUCUCUAUUAAAUUGUUUUUCUUUUUCUUUUUAUGAUGCAGUGAUUCCUCUUCUGUUAAUCUGU